GGGCAAUCAAGGCUUCGGAAGACUGUAGCCAAGAUGGUUCAGGUUGAUCACAUUUGGCAUUUAGCUACCUCUGUACCAGCCUAUCGGAAGCAAGAAGCGCUCGGGGACGCGCAUGCUGAGAGGCUGGAGUAUGAGGCGUGGGGCUCAGUUUCGACCCCGAGUCAAGCCUUCUCGAAGGGCAGAAAUGCGGUUGAACGCCGCGAUCGAACCGUACUUGGCUGACUCGCCCGGUGGUCGCCUGGUGUUGGCUAACGUUUUCACCGUAUCCUUAGUACAUUUGAAUUUCGAUACACGCAACCAGGCUCUCCGAAGGACCCUUCCAAUCUCA
Thermothielavioides terrestris NRRL 8126 is the source of this 328-nucleotide messenger RNA. RefSeq lists its product as uncharacterized. NCBI's taxonomy places the organism in Eukaryota, Fungi, Ascomycota, Sordariomycetes, Sordariales, Chaetomiaceae. The coding region runs from base 34 to 222 and encodes 62 amino acids. The record is from RefSeq and is a predicted model, not a curated record. The transcript has a single exon.